AUGAGCCAGGGCAUAACAAAAUUGGUUACCAGUGAUAUCACCACCGAGAUCAAAAUUUCAGUUUCUACAGCAAUCCUCUACUCCGCCACUGACAAUAAUCCAACCGACUUCGGCUCUGUCGCCAAUGGCACCCGGCUUUUGAAAAAGUCCCUGACAGAUUAUGCUAAAGCCUGCCCAGGAUCCAAGGUUGCAGCCUUUGGACAGCUACAGUGA
Penicillium manginii is the source of this 213-nucleotide messenger RNA. RefSeq lists its product as uncharacterized. Bases 1 to 213 code for a protein of 70 amino acids. NCBI's taxonomy places the organism in Eukaryota, Fungi, Ascomycota, Eurotiomycetes, Eurotiales, Aspergillaceae. The record is from RefSeq and is a predicted model, not a curated record. The transcript has a single exon.